CCCAAGCUCUAUAUAAGGAGGCCAAAACCUCCAAGCCAAGGGAUCCUCUCUUUCCCCUCCUCACUUCUACCCUAAAGUCUCUCUCUAAACUCUCUCUCUACAUACCAUAAACUGCUUCCUAUAUCGUACUAACUUGGGCGUCGGAGCGUAGAUCCCGUGGGCCGCCCCCCGCCUCACAGAUUCUUCCACUCCCGAGGAGAUCGGACGAGGGAGUCCAGAUCAGAGCCCCAUAACCGCCUAGUACAUUCUAGGCUCAAACAAUUGGCGCCCACCGUGGGGCAAUAAUUUGGAACUCGUUUGUUUGAUUUCUGAAUGAGGGAAGACAUCGACUCUUUCCGCACCAAAGAGAGACCACCGCAGCAUCUGCCAAACCCGCCAAGAUUCGGCGGCUCAAGACAACAAAGAAAUAGUCGGGGAGAGUAAGUAAUGAUAUCCGUAGUUCUUAACUCCAGCCGCCAAUCUUCCCACCGGCAGAGCAGAUGUUGCUCCCUUUCGUAUAUUGCGCCAUUACCAACUCAGGCGGAAACGAACAAAGGAGAAAGUUAGAGAAUCGGCAAAAUUUGGCCAAGAGCUGCCAGAGCUAAGGGAAAAGCUGGAUAAAGGAGGAUCUUGAAAAGCCCAAAUCCAAAGAGAGCUACCCACAGAAAGAAAGUAUAUGCAUCGAUGUGAGGUCACACACUUUUUCUCUUUCCCUGUCGAGACCGGCAUUGGUGUAUAUGCAUCCUCAACAUCAACGACUCCACUGCAACAUCGACAACCUUUAUACCACCACCAGUAGAAACGAUUUCGAUCGCCGAUGAUGAUUCGGCACUAGAGCUCCGACGCGAAUAGGAAGAGACCUUUUUAGUCUCAUCACAAGUCACUGUCAUGUCCUCUCCCACUCCUCCCCAAAAGUCAGUGACAAUGGCUUCUCUCUGUGACAGGAGGAGCAGGCGGAUGACUUUCCCAACUCCCGAGGGAAGCGUAGUUCCCGAGGCAAGUGGAAAGCAUAGUUCAACCGAACUGGCAAAGAAGGAAGAAGAAACCAAAGGUGUUCGACUCCCGAAACUGAAGCGAAAAGCAAGGACGGCGCACCCAACCGCCAACCAGCAUCGAGAAGUGAAAUCAGUUAAUGCACCGGUGCGAGAAGUUUAAUAGUAUGAGAUGGAACCCUAAAGCAGAGGCGCGAAUUCAAAAACCUCACUUGAAAAAGAUAAAGGCUCCUCAAUCCAAGAGCAUGGCGCCCCUAUGAAGACGAAGCGGAGCAGAGUAACUGAAGCAGCGAGCCUAGGCAACCAAUGCUUUAGUGAAAGAAUGCCCAGUCAUUAAAACGCUACCAAAGCCUUCUAUCCUACUGCCCAAGUUGCCAGGCGAGGAGCGCUCAUAAGCGCGAACUGCAAGAAGCUAGAGAGCGCACAUAAGGACGCUCCUAAGCGUGAAUUGAAGAACUCCCACGAAGGCAGACGCUCAUCCACUAAUGGGGAAGCUAAAGAAGAGUAGAAGAGAUAAAGUAAAGCGCCUAAAUUUUC
Molecule: messenger RNA, 1508 nt
Organism: Linum trigynum
Lineage: Eukaryota; Viridiplantae; Streptophyta; Magnoliopsida; Malpighiales; Linaceae
Source: the annotation of a GenBank genome assembly